CUCGGCAUAAGCCUGUAGGCUGGCACGGUUUGGUUGGUUGAGGGACAGCAGCCAUGGCUCGACUCGCUGCGCUACUGCUGUUACCGGUUCUUAUUGAAUCUGUAUUUUCCAUCUCUUUCUUUUUACCGGUCAACUCAAGAAAGUGUUUACGGGAGGAGAUCCACAAAGACGUCCUGGUCACGGGAGAGUAUGAAAUCACCGAACAGUCGAACACAAAAACUAAUCUGAAGAUCACAGAUUCCUCUAGUCACACGCUUUACUCCAAGGAAGAUGCAACAAAAGGAAAGUUUGCAUUCACCACAGAGGACUAUGACAUGUUUGAGGUGUGCUUUGAAAGCAAAUCACCUUUGGGGACUGGACGAGUGCCUGACCAGCUGGUCAAUCUGGACAUGAAACAUGGUGUGGAAGCCAAAAACUAUGAAGAGAUCGCUAAGGUGGAGAAGCUGAAGCCUCUUGAGGUUGAGCUGAGGCGACUGGAGGACUUGUCAGAGUCCAUUGUCAAUGACUUUGCUUACAUGAAGAAGAGAGAGGAGGAGAUGCGGGACACCAAUGAGUCCACCAACACACGUGUGCUGUACUUCAGUAUAUUCUCCAUGUGUUGUCUCAUUGGACUGGCUACAUGGCAGGUCUUCUACCUGAGGCGUUUCUUCAAGGCAAAGAAGCUGAUCGAGUAAAGUGGCUCAUAGCUCUUUACCUUUUGAAGAAACUACUUGCUGGUCAGCUAACACAUCCCAACAUCCACCCUCCUUGGACGAGCUUCAGCAAACAACAGCAAGUGGGGCUGAGGGGUUCAAAUUCUAGUUUUUGCCGCUGUAAGAGAGUACCAAGGUUGACCUCUGAAGAAGAAGAAGAAGAAGAAGAAAAAAAAAAAGAUUCACCUGCUUAUUUUGGAGUUUGAAACAUGAAAAGCACUGUAGAGGGAAAUAAACUGUGAGACAUACAUCACUGAAUUGGUGAGAUAUGUAUUUCUCCCACAGUACUUAACAUUUCUCUCUGCACUGUUUAUAAUGUUGCAGCUCACUGAAUAAGAAUGUGUCCCUUCAAUCAGUUGAACAGUGACGAUUUGUGUGCUUAGUUUGAAUGGUAGUGCCAUGAGUGAAUGUAUUCUCCCCCUACUGUUGAUGUACACAUUCUUUGCCAUGCCAAGCAAGUGAAGUGAAGGCUGUUUUGAAAAAGUGGUUUGUUACUUUGGGAAAAUUGUCAACCACUGCACAUCUGUAUUUAUGUCGCUUAAUUUGCGUCCCUAUUUUGGUUGCUAAAUUUAACAGUGUCUUUUAUUUUGUUUUCAUAUUGUAAAUGCUAUUUAGUUGCUUCUUCAGCUAUAUUUUGGGGGGGUUGUAAGUCAGCGUGAUAUUCUCUUACAAAUUAGGUCACUUCUAUUCACUCUAGUUUUGUCUUUAAUUUGUCUCCAUGGCAGGACUUUGCAGCAUCGUUUGUCAUUACUUGAUUUCUGUGAGCAAGUUUUUCUCUUUCCUUGCAGACUGCAGUGGUGCUUUCGACUGGAAGUGUAAAGUAGGCUUUCCAAAAAUCUAUUCAGUUAUGCACUACUUUUCUUUACACACUGGUGAAAUUUAUCUUUCAAAAUAUAACUUCAAAAUUACAGUAAUUCUAGAUCCAUUAAGUGUGCUUGUGUUUGUGGGAAAAUACUUAUGAGGCUUGGGUUACAAGAGUGUGAGGGGAGUUGCUAAUAUUCCGAUUGUUUUGGACUGGGGGUUAAUUAAGGCAUCUGUUGUGGGUACAUUUUUAACGAGGAACAUGCGCUAUGUGCGCAAUCAGUGAUUUUUAUGUUAACUGAUACAUUUUGUAAAUUUAUGUUGGGCUUUUAUUCAAUAAAAUAUUGGAUGAAUUUACAUUA
Molecule: messenger RNA, 1855 nt
Organism: Solea solea (common sole)
Lineage: Eukaryota; Metazoa; Chordata; Actinopteri; Pleuronectiformes; Soleidae
Gene: tmed10
Product: transmembrane p24 trafficking protein 10
Exons: 5
Coding region: 54-674 (206 amino acids)
Biological process (GO): intracellular protein transport; Golgi organization; endoplasmic reticulum to Golgi vesicle-mediated transport
Cellular component (GO): COPII-coated ER to Golgi transport vesicle; endoplasmic reticulum; Golgi apparatus
Source: RefSeq, a predicted model, not a curated record